AUGUCAAAGACCAAAUCCAUAGCUUCAAUGGAUUUUGAAUCGCCAGUGGUAACCACGGUAGAUUGCCAGAACCAAGUCCAAUCAUGGCGUCUCCUCCGCUCAAUCAUUAAGCUUCUCAUCCCAACUUGCAACUCCACAUUAGUCCAAGAACUAGAACAAGAAAACCCUAACUUGAGAAGCAAGAAUCUCUACAACGACAUCAAAUCACGCACUUCCUCUUUCCGUUCCUCUUCUUCCCUCUCUUCGUCCACAGUCACUGGAACCAUCUUCGGAUACCGUAAAGGGAAAAUCAAUUUUUGUAUCCAAACACCAAGAAAAUCGACAAACCCUGAGCUUCUCCUCGAGCUAGCCGUUCCAACAACGGUCUUAGCUCGGGAAAUGAGAGGAGGAGCGUUGCGUAUAGUCUUGGAAAGGAACAACCUAGAACAAGAGGGUGACUCUGUUUCUUCGAGGCCGUUUUGGAACAUGUUUUGUAAUGGAAAGAGAGUUGGGUAUGCAAGAAAGCGCCGUCCGUCUAAAGAUGACGUGGCUGCGUUAACGGCUUUGAGUAAGGUUGUUGUGGGAGCUGGACUUGUGACUGGGAAAGAACUUGGAAGGUUCGAUGAUGAGUUGAUGUAUUUGAGAGCUAGUUUCAGAAGAGUUUGUGGUUCGAAGGAAUCUGAAUCUUUUCAUUUGAUUGAUCCAGCUGGGAAUAUUGGACAAGAACUCAGCAUCUUUUUCGUCCCAUCACCGGUUUGAUUCAGUUAUACCGGUGAGAAAGAUGAUCGUACAUAACGGUUCUGUUUUUUUUUUUUUUAAGUUUCUUUCCUUUUCUGGUUCUUUGGUCGAGAGA
Eruca vesicaria subsp. sativa (arugula) is the source of this 832-nucleotide messenger RNA. Lineage: Eukaryota; Viridiplantae; Streptophyta; Magnoliopsida; Brassicales; Brassicaceae. The record is from the annotation of a GenBank genome assembly.